Malus domestica (apple) is the source of this 3346-nucleotide messenger RNA. RefSeq names its product probable serine/threonine-protein kinase At1g09600. Gene Ontology annotation, cellular component: nucleus; cyclin-dependent protein kinase holoenzyme complex. Gene Ontology annotation, molecular function: ATP binding; RNA polymerase II CTD heptapeptide repeat kinase activity. The record is from RefSeq and is a predicted model, not a curated record. Lineage: Eukaryota; Viridiplantae; Streptophyta; Magnoliopsida; Rosales; Rosaceae. Gene Ontology annotation, biological process: positive regulation of transcription elongation by RNA polymerase II; protein phosphorylation.
GAGACCGAAAUCCGUCAACUUACUCCAUCGUUUCUCACUCCAUCUCUCUCCUCUCUUUCUCUCUCUACACAUCUUCCUUCUGAACCUGUGAAUGGAUGCAUCUCGCACAUCUCUCUCUCUCCAACAACAGCUCAGCUGGAGAGAGAGGGAGAGAGCGUCAGACCCUCCUUCCUGUCAAAACCCCAAAAACCUUCGGUCCCUCGCGUUUGUCGGGGCCAUGUCCGCACGCAAAUCUCUAUCUCUCUCCGCCCACCUCCAAAUCGCAACUCACUUCCUCCCCCUACCCUCAUUUUUUUCCCUCUCUUUUUUCAUUUUUUCAUUUUUUUUGGGACUUUCCAUCCAUGUCCUCCUCUCCUUUCUCCCCUCCCUACUUUCUGGUUUCUCAAUCAACAUACCAAAAUCAAUUUAAUUAUUUUUAUUAUUGUAAGGAAUUAAUUGAUAAUUAGAAGAAAAAGAAUCAGAAAAAUCUGCCAGCCAGCCAGCCAGAACUCCUCUGCAUCCCACCAGCACUUCAUUUCUUCAUUUUCUGGUGCAGGGAUUUCUGGUCUGGAUUUUUGGGUCUCCCAUUUCUGAAGCUCCAAUCUUUUGUGUACAUUAAUUCAUUCUUCCUUCUAUACAACAACAUCCAAGUUUUGUUUAUCAAGUUUUGACAUUUGGGAUUGGAUAAUUUUCUCACCUUCCAAUUUUGUGCUGCAUUUUUUUAUAGGGAAAGAGAGAGUUUUUCCUUCCCCAUUUCCUGAAUUUUGAUAUUUUGUGGAAUUUGGGUAUGUGGGUAGGGAUCAAAUGCUUAUAGAUAUGUGAAUUCAGGUUACUUUGUUUGGAUGAAAGAGGGAUACCCAGAUUGAGAAUUUGUGGAGAAAUGAUGGAUUGAGGAGGGAAACUCUUGGUUUCCCAGAAAAUGCAGGUAACCUAUUUGAUUAAAGCUCUCACUCAAACAAUUUGCGGAAAGGGGUGAUUAGUUUGGAAGAAAUAGAAAACAGGGGAUUUAGGGAGCUGAUAAAAUUAUGGGCUGUCUUUGCUCGAAAGCAACAUCGGAAGAGGGAAAGGUGGAGCAAUCCGAGAUAGCAGAACGCCCGUUGAAGGAUUAUUCGGUUCAGUUGAUUGCUCCUACUCCCUCAUUGAGAGAUGACUUUGUCACAGAAGUAGGCGGUGGUGGUGAUGGGGCUGAGGUAUCAGUGCGCAGGUCAUCAAGAACAGCCUCAAAAGCAAACGUGGGGAACAAUGGUAGUAAGAAUGAAGACCAUCAAAGAGGGGCAACACUGGGUUUAGGAGCAAGUGGAAGGCAAACGGUGAUGUCUAGGAUAGUGAGCAUGCCGCAUGGGGCACAAGGAGAACAAACUGCUGCUGGAUGGCCGUCAUGGCUAACUUCGGUUGCUGGAGAUGCCAUCAAAGGGUGGGUGCCUCGACGGGCAGACUCCUUUGAAAAGUUAGACAAAAUUGGACAAGGAACUUAUAGCAGUGUAUACAAGGCUCGCGACCUGGAAACUGGUAAAAUCGUUGCAUUGAAGAAAGUACGAUUCGUAAAUAUGGACCCAGAAAGUGUUCGUUUUAUGGCAAGAGAAAUCUAUAUAUUACGUAGACUUGAUCACCCAAAUGUUAUGAAGCUCGAGGGUCUAGUCACUUCAAGAAUGUCAUGCAGCUUAUACCUUGUCUUCGAGUAUAUGGAGCAUGACCUUGCUGGUCUAGCAGCAACACGUGGCAUCAAGUUUACUGAACCGCAGAUAAAAUGUUAUAUGCAACAACUGCUUCGCGGACUUGAAUACUGUCAUAGUCAAGGUGUCCUGCACCGAGAUAUCAAGGGUUCAAAUCUUUUACUUGACAAUAAUGGAGCUCUCAAGAUUGGCGACUUUGGUCUGGCGACCUUUUAUGAGCCUGACCAAAACCAGGCAUUAACCAGUCGUGUUGUGACUCUGUGGUAUAGGGCACCUGAACUUUUACUUGGUUCUACUGAGUAUGGAGUUUCUAUAGAUCUAUGGAGCACCGGCUGUAUCCUUGCGGAAAUGUAUGCUGGAAAGCCUAUCAUGCCCGGCAGAACAGAGGUGGAACAAAUGCAUAAAAUUUUUAAGCUUUGUGGUUCGCCAUCUGAGGAAUUCUGGAAGAAAACAAAGUUACCCCUUGCAACUAGUUUCAAACCUCAACAACCUUACAAGCGUCGUAUUGCUGAUACUUUCAAAGACGUCCCUCCUUCAGCUUUGGAGCUUAUUGAAAAACUCCUUGCAAUAGAACCAGAGACUCGGGGAUCGGCUGCUUCAGCGCUUAGUAGUGAGUUCUUCAGUACACAUCCUCUACCUUGUGAUCCCUCAGAUCUACCAAAAUAUCGUCCGAGCAAAGAGUUUGAUGCAAAGCUUCGGGAUGAGGAAAAACGGCGAAAAGCCGAUGCAUUUAAAGGGCGUGGUCCUGAAUCUGUUAGAAGGGGUUCAAGAGAUACCAAGGCACCAUCGCCAGAAUUUAAUACUCCGGGAGAGCAGGGACAGAGAAACCGGAAAACCACAGGUCACAAGUACAUGUCACAGCGAGAAACUGUCUCCGGCUUUGCAAUGGAACCACAUGGAGGAGCUAGGUCAAAUGGGUACUCUCAUUGUAGUACAAUGGUACACCCUAGUGCAGUAGGAUCGUCAUUGAAUAAGACAGCAGGUUCUACAAGUAGGCCAGAGCUAAGGUCGCAGAGAUCUCAUAUGCCUCAAGCUGCAGCAGACUUAUUAAGUUCUUCCAGUAAGAAAAAAGAAACUGUGGCUGGCAAAGAAUCCAGAACGGGCUAUGUACCUAAGAACAGAAUCCAUUGCUCUGGACCAUUGGUGCCUCCGGGGGGAAAUCUUGAGGACAUGCUCAAAGAGCACGAAAGACAAAUCCAGCAGGCUGUACGUAAAGCACGAGCGCGUUGACAAAGACCAGGACCAAUGAAAACCUUUGAUGAUGACCAUUAAAGACAUAUCUCGGUGAUCCUGAACGGUUGAUAUUCUGCUGCCUCUUCUAUAACCAUGCUGAUCUGCUCAGUGCUCACCAGAUACAGCUGCUUGCACCAGCCAAGUUUGCUAAUUAACCAUGAAAACCAGUGAGAAAUGUCAGCAUGGAAGCAUAGCGAAGAUGAAGGUGGUUAUAUGUUCAGAAAAGCGAUGUAAUGGGGUGGACGAUAUUCUGGUGUACCGCGUAAAUUAGAACCGAGAAGGAACUUUUGGUUUUUUGUUGGUUGCCGGACAAUAUAUAGGUUUGGGGCUGCUUUCGCCUUGUACAGUACAGAGGAAGCAUGUUGUUUAUGUACAUUGUAAGAUAACAAUUUUCUUCUCUGAAUGAUUCAUUUUUCUUGUAAGAAGAGAAAACGCUCGAUAUCUUGUUAUGUGCAGUAACA